Molecule: messenger RNA, 1521 nt
Organism: Talaromyces proteolyticus
Lineage: Eukaryota; Fungi; Ascomycota; Eurotiomycetes; Eurotiales; Trichocomaceae
Product: putative DEAD-box RNA helicase Dhh1/Vad1
Exons: 4
Coding region: 1-1521 (506 amino acids)
Biological process (GO): cytoplasmic stress granule assembly; P-body assembly
Cellular component (GO): cytoplasmic stress granule; P-body
Molecular function (GO): mRNA binding; ATP binding; RNA helicase activity
Source: RefSeq, a predicted model, not a curated record
AUGGCCGACACACUCGCAACACAGCUUAGCAAUACAAAAUUGGGUGAAGCGAACGCAGACGGAUCCUGGAAGGAGAGCUUGAAAAUUCCAGCCAAAGACACACGAACACAGACUGAGGAUGUCACUGCAACAAAGGGGCUUGAAUUUGAAGACUUCUACAUCAAGAGGGAGCUGAUGAUGGGAAUUUUUGAAGCAGGGUUUGAAAAACCAUCUCCAAUUCAAGAAGAAACAAUACCUGUUGCACUCACGGGAAGAGACAUUCUCGCAAGGGCGAAGAACGGCACAGGCAAAACCGCAGCUUUUGUCAUCCCAACCCUUGAACGUAUAAAUCCGAAAAGCACCAAAACUCAGGCCCUUAUUCUCGUACCUACCAGAGAACUUGCUCUCCAAACCUCCCAGGUUUGCAAGACUCUUGGAAAACAUCUUGGCAUCAAUGUCAUGGUCACUACAGGUGGAACUGGGUUGAUGGAUGACAUUAUCCGUUUGAACGAUGCUGUUCACAUCAUUGUUGGCACGCCAGGCAGAGUCCUUGAUCUGGCUAGUAAGGGCGUUGCAGACUUGUCCGAGUGCCCAACAUUUGUUAUGGACGAAGCUGACAAGCUUCUGUCGCCUGAGUUCACACCGGUCAUCGAACAGCUCCUCUCCUUCCACCCUAAGGACCGUCAGGUUAUGUUGUUUAGCGCUACUUUCCCUAUGAUUGUCAAAUCCUUCAAGGACAAGCAUAUGCGCAAUCCCUACGAAAUCAAUCUAAUGGAUGAACUGACUCUUCGUGGUAUCACUCAGUACUACGCUUUUGUUGAAGAGAAACAGAAAGUCCAUUGCCUAAACACACUUUUCUCGAAACUUCAAAUUAACCAAUCUAUUAUCUUUUGUAACUCGACUAACCGUGUGGAGCUCUUGGCGAAGAAAAUUACGGAACUCGGCUAUUCCUGCUUCUAUUCUCACGCUCGUAUGCUCCAGCAGAAUCGAAACCGCGUUUUCCACGAUUUCCGCAACGGUGUUUGCCGAAACCUCGUUUGUUCCGAUCUUCUGACCCGUGGUAUUGACAUUCAAGCCGUGAACGUUGUCAUCAAUUUCGAUUUCCCCAAGAAUGCUGAGACGUACCUUCAUCGUAUUGGUCGUUCAGGUCGUUUCGGACAUCUCGGUCUGGCAAUCAACCUGAUCAACUGGGAGGAUAGAUUCAACCUCUAUAAGAUUGAACAGGAGCUAGGCACUGAGAUCCAACCUAUCCCUGCCUCUAUCGAUAAGAAGUUGUAUGUUUACGAGUCUCCCGACACUAUCCCGCGCCCUAUAGCCAGCGCACAGCAGCCACAACAACCGGGAGAGACCGAUAGAUACGGAGGCGAGCAGCGUCGGCCUAACCAUCACGCAGCUGCUUAUUUCGGCCCCAACCGUGGUCGAGGAUAUUAUCGAGGCAGAGGCCAGGGCCAACGUCGAGGUGGCAAUCAUCACGAUAAUCACAGGUCGUUGGGUGCCCAUUCUCACGACGGUGGCAAACCUCAACCAACUCCAGCUUCUUAG